CCCUCCCUUCUCCGAGUGAAAACUGAGUUAGAGAGGAAAAAGCGACGGGAAGACAGACCAUGGAGGCAGAAAGUUUGAUGUUAUAGCUUCUCUUUAUACUAGUUUUGUUUCUGUUUGUAAAUCGGCGUGUGUUUUAUUUGGAUGAAAAACGUCGCAAAUCUCCGCACGUUCAAACAGUGAACGGACAGUCUGACCGCGGACGGUUAGCACAACUCAACUAAAGUUAGCCUUCUCCGGCUAACUUAGCCUGCUUCAGCUAGCAGGAAAGGACAAAAAGCAGAGUUGUGGAGAGGGAGUUGCGGCUAAAAACAGCGACGCUGCGGCGUAAAAUAACUAGUAAUGUUGCCUCCCGUGAUUAACUUCAGAUACGGAUGAGAAAGAAAUCGGCAACUGGUGAACAGCGAGUACAACAGCGCGUCAGACGACCACUGCUAUGUUGGGUUUGACUCACAGUUCUGGCAGCCAGUCUGAGUCCCAAGGUUGGCCACACUCGGUGCUGUGGAGGCUCGGGGGCUUCUUCUUCCUCUUGUUGCUGGAAGGCGCCGGCUGCCUUGCCAACCCGGGCAGUCCUUCAGGCAUCAUCAACAACAACAACCCUAGUGUCAACAUAUACAUGAGUGUGGAGGAGGUGAAGAAGCUUUUAGGCCUGGAUGCAGAGCUCUACUAUGUACGAGAUGACGUGGUGAAUCAUUAUGCACUCUCCUUCAACAUGCCUGUUCCCACGGAGACCAACAGCCUUUACUUCACGUGGUAUUCCAAAUCAAAGGUCGACUACCGGCUUGCAUUCUCUGUGGAGAACCCUGCGGCCCUGAACGCACCUUGGAGCAACAUCUCCAGCCAGGGCGAGAUUCCCCGCGUUCCCACUGUCUUCAGAGUGGAAGUGGUCUGUUCAGGCAAAGUCGAUGAAGAGGCAUUUUUAACAAUGCAGCUCAAUCUCACCAACAAUGCCAACAACUACACAGUGCUCAACUUCAAGAGGAGGAAAAUGUGCUACAAACGAAUAGAUUCUGACCCAAAGAUUCCCAUUCCAAUCAACAAUAACACAUAUCCAAAGACUGACUUGCCCACACCCACCACCUCCACCCAGGUGUUCUAUAUAAGCGUGAGCGUCUGCUGCAUAGUCAUCUUUCUUGUGGCCAUCGUCCUGGCCAUCCUCCACCUGCACAGCAUGAAGAGGGUGGAGAUGGAGGACAGUGUGAGUGACAGUGCAAGCUCACAGGGCCUGUCUCAGCCAUCCACCCAGACCACACAGUACCUGAGGGCUGAUACUCCAAACAACGCAGCUCCUGUCACCAGUUACCCGUCUCUUCGUAUAGAGAAGAAUGACCUGAGGAGCGUGACCCUAAUGGAGGCCAAAGCUAAAGUGAAAGACAUUGCCAUCUCCAGAGAGAGAGUAACACUGAAAGACGUCUUACAUGAAGGCACAUUUGGCCGCAUCUUCCACGGUGUGUUGCUGGAUGAAAAGGACCCCAGUAAGGAAAAGCAAGUUUUUGUGAAGACGGUGAAAGAUCACGCCUCUGAGGUGCAGGUGACCAUGAUGCUGACUGAAAGUUGUAAACUCAGAGGACUUCAUCAUCGAAAUCUGCUGCCCAUAAGUCACGCAUGCACAGAAGACGGAGAGAAGCCCAUGGUGCUGUUGCCCUUCGUGGCCUGGGGGAAUCUUAAGCUCUUCCUGCGGCAGUGCAAGCUAGCCGAGGCUAACAAUCCUCAGGCGAUCUCUCAACAGGACUUGGUUUACAUGGCCAUCCAGAUCGCGUGUGGAAUGAGCUACCUGGCUCGUAGAGAGGUCAUCCACAAAGACCUCGCUGCUAGGAACUGCGUCAUCGAUGACAACAUGCAGGUGAAGAUUACAGACAACGCCCUCUCUCGAGAUCUUUUCCCAAUGGAUUACCACUGUCUGGGGGAUAAUGAAAACCGUCCUGUCCGAUGGAUGGCCCUGGAAAGCUUGCUCAACAACGACUUUUCCAGUGCAAGUGACGUGUGGGCCUUUGGAGUGACGCUGUGGGAGCUCAUGACUUUGGGUCAGACUCCGUAUGUCGACAUUGACCCUUUUGAGAUGUCUGCUUACCUGAAAGAUGGCUAUAGAAUAGCUCAACCUAUCAACUGUCCAGAUGAGCUGUUUGCAGUGAUGGCCUGUUGCUGGGCCCUGGACCCGGAGGAGAGGCCCAAGUUCCAGCAGCUGGUUCAGUGUCUCACAGAGUUUCACGCCGCACUCGGGGCCUACGUGUAAAAACGGUUUUAUUAAAAGGCAGCAACAUAGAGGCUGGUGGACACUCCUCACACGGAGCACAUGGAUGAAAUCGUGCCUUAUCGAGACAUAAAAACAGACUUUAGCCUGAUUUUGUUUUUGUACAGGUUGUUCUAAAAAGUUUAAAUUGUUUAAUUACCUUUUUACAGCAUAGAAAAGUAAAAGUAUUCUUUUUUAUAUAUUAUAUGUUUUUAUUUGCUUGGAAAGCCUUCGCUCCUCUGCCUGAGAGGACCUGAACAAAUGAAAUAUCAACUUGUAGACGUUUAUCUGCCACAGAACAAGAGAAGCUUCUGGAAACAGCAGUAUUUCCUCCACUUCUGUACCCUGAUGAAACGGUGUCAUUUGUAGAUUUGUUCUGGUGGUGGAUAACUGCAGCAGGAUGACGUGGCUGCCAAACCAGACCUGAAGUUAUCAGGCGGUGAGCUCAGGCUCGGUACGAGAGGUUGCUCGGCAACCAGACUUGUUAUGAUAUUUCGGAGCCCUCUUCACAUGGUACACUGCUUCCUCUGGACGAGUUUCCUUCCCUGCAGAGGAAUCACACCAAUUCAUCAAGGAGACGUGCUGGUUGGUGGAAAAACAACUGUGCCCCAGUUUAAACCAGUAAAGCUGCUCGCAACAUGAAAACCGGAUCGUUAAUGAAAUCUGCUGUGAAGUUAAGACAGUUAUUCAAAUGUAAACUUGCUGGUUUUCCAAUGUAUAUUUAAUUUCUACAGUUACAUCCUCAAAAUGUUUUCCUUUGUAUAAGCUUGAUUGUUCUGCGUCAGAACACCACCUUUCACCAGAUUUUCCAACCAGUUUUAGCCAAUAGUUAACUAAUAAUCACUGUGAAAACACAACCACCAACCAGCUUGGUCGAAUUGUUCCUUUUUACAUCUUUGUGAUGUGUUUUUAUGGUCGCUGCAUGUUGAAAUAUGGUUGUAAACUGCUUCCCAAAUUCAUAUCAGCAAAUUAAAUGGGAUAUUUUAAAGUC
Molecule: messenger RNA, 3218 nt
Organism: Melanotaenia boesemani (Boeseman's rainbowfish)
Lineage: Eukaryota; Metazoa; Chordata; Actinopteri; Atheriniformes; Melanotaeniidae
Gene: ryk
Product: receptor like tyrosine kinase
Exons: 15
Coding region: 434-2230 (598 amino acids)
Biological process (GO): axonogenesis; cell surface receptor protein tyrosine kinase signaling pathway; positive regulation of kinase activity
Cellular component (GO): signaling receptor complex
Molecular function (GO): ATP binding; protein kinase activity
Source: RefSeq, a predicted model, not a curated record